AUGCCCCCAGGAUUAGCCCCUGCGGUAUCCGAGCCUUUGCCUCUUGAAGAACAACAAACCUUGUUUGAUACCCUUCAAGAGGCUCUCAUGAUGGCGGAGACUAGAUACCAAACCAGUUUAACUGCUAAAACUGAAGAAGAUAAUCCUUCCUUCAAGCAAGUCGAUGCUCUUUUCGAGGGCCUCCAAGAUACUCUGUAUAGGCUCUGGGCAUGCAAGUCAAGCUUCAUGGUGCAAGCUGCAGAGGCUUUGGCAAACGGAAGUAGGAACCCAUUGUGGCGACUUCCGUACGGACAGAGCGGUGUUUUAACCUUUUUUCUCCAACUUAUUGCUUCAAAGGAGGAUGUUGGUACUGGUCUGCUCCUCCAUGCUUUGCGAUUGAUUGGGAAUUCAUGUGCCGACACUGACGAAAAUAGAACAAUCGUUGUGAAAGGAAACUAUAUUUCUGCUAUCAUCCAACAUCUUCUGAAUCCCGAACUCAUACAGAUAGUAAUACCUGUUAUCUACAAUAUUUGCAUUGAUUUUGAGCCUGCCCAGUCACAACUGGCUUCAAGUAAAAUAGUUUACAUAUUUCUGAAAUUACUAAGGGAGGAUUCAUUCAAGGACAACGAAAAUUUACUCGAUUUUAUCUAUGAGCUCAUAGAACUAACUACGGAGCAAGAACAAGGGAUAGAGUUGUCACCUGAUGAAACCAUCUCGCUUCUUGUUGAUCUUGCCGCCCAUAAGAACGUUGCCCAUACCGCUUCUCGAUUUUCUUGCAUUGCGACUUGCUCGAUGGCAUAUCUCGAUAAUAAACGGUUUCAGGAUAUCUGCAUAACAAAAUACAUGGUAGCUGACAUAUUGUCAAUGCUUAGCAAAUCCUUAAAUUUCGACACAGAAUGGCCCUCCACUGAUGAUAUUCAAGUACUGGCACAGGUUCAGUUAAGGAUCAAUCAAACGCUAGCAGAGAUAUCCGGGGCACCAUUAUUCGCUGAAUACUACCCCCUUGGAUCUGAUCUUUCACGGAUGCUGAGAAGCUGGUUACAGAGAACGGAGGAUCAACUACAGAUCUGCUCCUGUGUCAUGUUAGGAAACUUGGCGCGUUCAGAUGAAACAUGUCAAGCGAUGGUCCGAGACCUGAACAUCCACCGGGAUUUGAUAUCAAUCGUUACGAGUGACGCUAGGGGAGCCGUCCUUCAUGCUGCACUAGGAUUCUUAAAGAAUUUGGCAAUCGCUGGAGAUAAUAGAUUGUAUCUGGGACAGGCUGGUAUCAUCCCUGCGGUCUCCCGUCUCUGGGAAUACGAGACGGUACCACAAGUUCAAUUCGCAGCCACCAGCAUCGUACGGCAGGUUAUCAUUGCUUCAUUUGAAAAUGUAUCACACUUGCUAGAGAUUUCCCCCGGGGAUGAACACCACGGUACUUAUCUCUCACAGUUGCUUUCACUCUUCGAGAAAACGGACUCCACCCCUAUUAGGACUGAAAUUGGACGCAUCAUAGCAUCGAUAUGUCGUACUCUCAUCCCGAAAUCACAUGAACAAAAUGAAAAAGCAGAUGCCACCAUCAAGCAUCUCUUUAGCAUUCAUGAGGCAUUGCCUUCCCAAUAG
Molecule: messenger RNA, 1581 nt
Organism: Aspergillus bombycis
Lineage: Eukaryota; Fungi; Ascomycota; Eurotiomycetes; Eurotiales; Aspergillaceae
Product: putative GTP binding protein
Exons: 5
Coding region: 1-1581 (526 amino acids)
Biological process (GO): positive regulation of GTPase activity
Cellular component (GO): cytosol
Molecular function (GO): guanyl-nucleotide exchange factor activity
Source: RefSeq, a predicted model, not a curated record